AUGUGCUUCAAUACUUUUAUCCAACAUAUCAAAGCUGAAAAGUACCGUCAGUUUGGCUUCUCCUUCAAGCUAUUAAAUCCUAUCCACUGGUUCCAAUUCGCUGAUGACGCAGCCGUAAUCACUGGCCAAGAAUCUGAAAACCAGCAUCUCUUAAAUCGUUUUUCUAUCUGGUGCCAAUGGUCCAAUAUGAUUAUCAGAGUCGAUAAAUGUAGUACUUUUGGCAUCAAGAAAGCCAUCACAAAAUCAGUCCAAUAUUUGCCGAAACUCCUCAUCAACAAUAAUCUGAUACCAACAAUAAAGAUUGGAGAAGCAUUUCAAUAUUUAGGACGUUACUUUGAUUUUAACAUGUCGAACAAUAACCAUAAGACUGAACUAACCACUCUCGUUAAUGAACUAAUGACUGAUAUUGACUCGAAGCCACUCCACCCAAGAAAUAAGCUUCUCGUAUACAGUCGUUAUGUCUUAUCCAAAAUAUCGUGGCAUUUCACCAUCGCAACACUUUCCAAAACAUGGGUUAUUGAAAAUAUUGAUCCCGUAGUCAACCAAUACAUCCGUAAAUGGCUUGAAAUUCCAAUCUCAGGAACACUAAGUACUGUUUUUCUAACUCGCAACAAAUUUGGUCAAAGUAUUUAUCCUAUCGGUGAAAUUUAUCCAAUGCCAAACAGUUCUUCGAAAAGCUUUAAAACUUUCUCCAAAUCAAUCAAUCAACGAACUGUGGAAAUCCACUAAUACUCAUACUAAUAUCCAAUACGACUUUUAUAACUCAACCAAAGAAGUGCUUAAAGACUUUCGGUCUGAACAUGAAGAUAAACUCCAAAAUCAAUUAACUUGUCAGGGAUCCUUUUUCUCUAGUAUAACAAAGUUCUCCUUGUCGCAUCUUAGCAAAGUGUGGUCUACUGCUCAAUCAAAACUUCCGAAAAACAUUUAUAAUUUUACCAUACGCUAUAUCAAUAACUCUCUUCCGACACGCAAGAACCUUAGCAGAUGGGGAUUGUCUUCAAGUUCAGAAUGCUCCUUUUGUCUUGGCCCAGAAUCAUUAUUGCACGUGGUCGCUGGAUGUCAGUGUUAUCUCGAUCGAUUUACGUGGAGGCACAAUUCAAUCCUGAACUUCCUUGCCAAUACCUUGCAAACUGUGAACGGUUCUGCCCUCUACGCUGAUGUGCCUGGAUUCAAAAGUCCUUCAAUAAUAACUGGUGAUACGUAUCGCCCGGAUUUGUUGCUAUCGUUAUCAAAUGGCUCUCUUUAUGUGGUCGAGCUCACUGUUGGCUAUGAGACAAACCUCGAGAACAACGUUAAUCGGAAAAAAGCCAAAUAUAAAGAACUAGUAAAACAACUAGACAAACAUUUUAACGAAGUAAGCUUUAUAAAUCUUUCCAUGAGCUCCCUAGGUAUUUUUGCGCAAGAAUGCUCUACAUUCUUAGAAAUGUUAGGAAAUGUUGGUCUGGACAAAAACUACCAAACGUACUGUGUUAGGAAAAUGAUGACUAUUGCCAUUCGAAGUACAUACUAUAUUUUCUGCUGUCGAAAUAAGGAAUGGGAAAGUCCGGACUUGUUAACUAUUUGAAAUAUCUGAUUGUCUGGUGUAUUUAUAUAUUUUCAUGUAUUCUGUCUUGUCAUUUUUAUUAGUUCAUAUAGUUGUGAUUCAAAUAGCCAAUUGUAAGUUACCUUAAAUUAGUGAGAUUUACAAUUGUAUAUAUAUAGUAUAUAACAAAAUUAUUAAAGUUUCCAUUAUUAUGCAGCGAUCAGCGUCGGGGGCAGUCAUGCUUUCGGCGCUCCUGCUAUAUUUUUAAAAGCUUUAGUUCUUGUUUAACUGCACUUUCGAUAGUUCUGAGCUUUUACAAAUUCAGUAUGAAGAUGAAAGGCUUCUACUUGGCAAAUAUUAUGUUGUUCUGGUUGAUUAUGGGGCAACUCUGGACUAUUAAAGCGACAAUCUGUGAAUAUUGUGGCAAAGAUUUUAAAUCUUUGGGGAGACACAUUUGGCGAUGCAAAUCUCGCGUUGGUCAUCCGUCUCAUGCUGAAAAUGAAAGGCAAAGUAACAACGAACGUUCGUCGAAUACAGAAAGGACUGACCACCAAGUCAAUAUCAAUGCUGAUGGUGAGCUGGCGGCAGUGGCGGCGCCAGGCCUCAGAAUUCUUUUUUUGGGGGGCGGGGGCAUUUGAGGGGCAAACUCAUAUUUGGGGGGGGGCAAGAUAGAAUUUUUAAAAAGGUACUGCUAUUUUGCUCCAUGCCGUUGUCACAGGACUUUCCCCAGGAUUCGCCCUUACUUUCAAAAGGGGCAAUAUUCCUAGGGAAUACCCCGGGGACAAAUAUCCCAGGAAUAUCGCCCCCCCCCCCCUCAGAGGGGCGAAUGCCCCAGGAAUAUCGCCCCCCCUUUAGGAUAUUCGCCUCCCCCCCAUAUAUGCGAUGUGGUUUAUUCAAAUAAUUUCGUGAUACUUUCAUCUUAUCAGUACCUUAAGGCCCAUACAGACCGGACGCUAUUUGGCAACGCGACGCGAAUUUCGGACGUUUCGUCCCGGAUUGGGGUUCGGGCAGCGUUACCAUGUUGACCGUCAUGGUCAACUUGCGCCCUAAAACAGUUGAGAUUAUCUGUCCUAAAUGAAAUGCAUACAAACUCGUAUACAGGUCCUCGACUAUUCGGGGAAAUCUUCAAGUGUCAAUGGAAAUCUGGCGCAUGCGCAACAAAUUUCCCAGCUGUUCGCAAAACGCAAACUUCAAACGCCAAAUCUUAAUUUACUGCUUUGGUGAAUAGAUGACUAUAGUGGUUAAUGUGCUUUCUUAAAUCAUCGCUAAAUACCACAAGUUUAAUAAUUGUUUAAAUACAUUUCAAAACUGGUGUAAAAAGCUAUUAUAAUAGAGUAAGUAAAAUAAGAAACUUCGCUAGCGGUUUGUUAAGAUUGACCGACGUUUACGGCAAACGUAAACGUCAAGCUAAAGGUCUCUAUUGACGUUUACGGCAAACGUCAAACCGCUAGCGAAGUUUUUGAUUUUACAACUCUAUUAUAUAGCUUUUACACCAGUUUUGAAAUAUGUUAAACAAUUAUCAAACUUGUGGUAUUUAGCAAUGAUUUAAUUAAGAAAGCAAAUUAACCACUAGUCAUGUAUUCGCCAAAGCAGUAAAUUAAGAUUUGGCGUUUGAAGUUUACGUUUGGCGUAUAAUUUCAUACUUGAACUGCUGCGAGUUAACAUUCACCGAAGCACGUAAACGAACGUAUAUUCAGUUAUGUUAAUUUGCAAACGUAAGAAAUUGAAUUCUGAUUGGCUCCACAUGUAAUAUGUGUAAAUGAGACCAUAGGCAUAGAUAUGCAUAUUGUUUGUAAAAUGUGCGAAUUCUUAAGACUUUAUCAUGUUGUCAGUUAAUCACAAUUUCGAUUUGAAGCUACGUCGACAUGCAUGUGUAGUCGUGUAGAUCACUAUAGAGUCUUGAGAUUUCCUAACGUACCAUCGCAUGCAUCGUGCGAAAAUAUGUUUGCAUAUACAAAGUUCUCAUUCUCGUGCAGACAUAUGUCCAACUAUUUGCACAGAAAAUGUUUGAAUCUUAAAACUUCUCCAGACACUAAGAGUUCACAAGAGAAUACAUUAGUUAGUCGUUCAGCCUUCAAGGUCAAAUCCCAAAAACAGACUGGCCAUAAAAAUUUUCUAACGAUCCAUUUUCUUUUAUCGAUUUUAAAUUAAAAUCGUUUUACUCUGGCUCGCCGUGUUUAUAUGCAUGCUUCAAUGCUGAAAUAUCGUUGAUAUGUACAUGUCCUCGCUAUAAAUCUCGUAAUGUCAUGAUUGAUUCAUGAACGAAUUUAAACUCUUCACAAAUAUGUUUGCCUUUGGCUUUGGGAAUCGAAAAAUUUACGAAACAUACUGUAUUGAGUAGCGCAAUGACAAUGUCUAUAGUAUAGACAUCUGGAGCAAUUUGCCCUUUGGGAUUUGUGUUUACUUUCAUGCAAAUUCAUACACAGUACAGCAUAUGAUAUGGCACGAGACUGUCGAGUCAUCAAAUUCCAUUGAAAAUGAACUAAAUUUUCGUGUACAAACAGCGGCCAAGGCGACUUCUAUUCUUCCAAAGUUAUAUCAGUUAACAUUCUGCGGAUAUUCUGAGUUUAAUCAAGUAAGUAAAGAAUGGCAUGCAUCAAGCGUGCCAGUUUAUCAGGGAAUGAGCAAGACGUCUCGAGUUAUAACAUUUCAUGCAUGCAAAUUUCGCGUUUACGUUCAGUAUACGUAAGCAAUCGUAUGUAAAUCACGAACACACUGCCAACUUCCGUACGAUUAAAUUUGCCAAACGUUUAUCCAAUAAGAGCUUGCUAUUAUACGGUUGAGAACGGAUUGAGUGCUAUCAGCCAAUAGGGGACUAUAGUUUUGACGAUUGAUUCGUUCAGUAAUGAGGCUUUACGUUCGUUUACGUGCUUUGGUGCAUGUUAACUACGAGGACUUGAUGUUGUUCAAGCAUGAAAUUUAUACGCAAAACGCAAACUUCAAACGCCAAAUCUUAAUUUACUGCUUUGGUGAAUACAUGACUAGUGGCCAGUUUGCUUUCUUCAAUCAUUGCUAAAUACCACAAAUUUAAUAAUUGUUUAAUACAUUUCAAAACUGGUGUAAAAGCUAUUAUAAUAGAGUUGUAAAAUCAAAAACUUCGCUAGCGGUUUGACGUAAACGUCAAUCUUAACGUGCCUAUUGUGGACCGGUUGUCUCCUCGACAAAGCACGCAGUGAACAGUGACAUGACUAACUAUAUAACAAUUAUGUUUGUGUACUUUAACAAUACUGAGAAACAUGGAUGUUUAUGAAAGUUAGCAAUACUAAUUCAGGUUUUAAUAGCACGCUAAUGAAGCGUGAGAUUGUCCCCAUGGGCAGUGAAUACUAAUAAAGUAAACAAAUAAAUUCAUGAUAUUUUUCUGUGUUGGUGUAAUAUUGUACUCAGGUGAAUAUGGUGCUUGUGAUGUGUAUAUCCACACCGGGCAAGCUUGAGAAAUAUGCCUGGCCACGGUGGAAAUCGAAAUAAAUUCAUUUUACAAGUACCUUAAAAUAUUCGCAACUGAUCUUUAUGGGCAUUUAACAAUGGCUCGCGCUGCGCGCUCGUAAAUGCCCAUAAAGAUCUGCUGCUCAUAUUUUAACUAGUACGUAAAGUUUUGGAAUUUCAAGCCUUGUUGAUCCCUCUUUUCAAGUAGCCAAACCUUGCUUAUACAGUAACUUCCCCAUGACAUUAAGUUUGUCGAAAAACGCUCAUUCUUGUGCUUCAGUCAACAUUUAGAUACAAAUUUAGUUUUUCUAUAUAGUUUAUUUAAAACAAUUAGACUACUCGGUCUCGUUGUCUAAUUGUCAACUAUAGCCCAAGCUCGUCUAUGUAAAUUCUUCGUAUAUUUGACUAUAAAAGACCUACCUUGAAAACACAAUAACACCACAGUCAGUAGCAAUACUCGGAACAUAUUUUCAAAUUCGAUAAAUAUCUCACUGACAAAAAGAGUCUUCAGACACGAUCUACAUGUAUGACAAUGGUCAUGCAUAGACACACACUGAAUGCACGCUCAUCAAACUAGGACAAGCAACAAAACGUUUUAAACGCAACGUUUCAGGGGGCAAUCACGCCCUAGCUUUCGACCAAUGGAAACUGAUCGUUUGAAGCAUGCAGCUGUUAUUAUCAGUGACGUAAUACAAUAUGUUUUGAUUGGUGCAACGACAUGUUUUGAUUGAACAAUAGCUACGUUUGUACGUAAGAAAGCAUUUGUUCCUGUUUCAAGCGAGCUUUCAAAUAUCACUAUUUAACUACAUAAACAAUGGAUACAGUUCAAUUGCAAGUACAAAUAGGGGAAACGAACGCCAGAACCAAAUAAUUACAUUGAUUUGGUUGAUGUUAUAAGGAAAGAAAUUCCUAAAACGCGCAGGAUUGACUUUAGUCUCCUGUAUGAAAAUGACGAAGGGGAGUAUGUUGUUAUGAAUAGCCACGACCAUUAAGUCCAUUAUGUAUACGCAUUGCUUUUGUAUCUACAAAAACCAUUCCCAGUACUGAUGUAUGGUGUUUAAAAAUCCGGAUAUUUGAGGGAUCUUCUCCUAGUGUCAAGGUUGUAGACGCGGCAGAGAACUGAAAAACGACAGCACAGCCACAGGUGGAAUUGCUUGCAGGGCCACUUUGCAGGGCCUUGCAUUCAAACGAGAAUUGAAAGGGUUAGAUCAGAUCCAUUCCAUGCAUGUCGGGGAAUCAAAUUUGAAAUUAAAUGUCAAAUUCCAUGCAUGUCGGGGGAUCAAAUUUGAAGGAACUUAAAAUCUCAAUAAAAAAGCAUAAAAGCGAACUGAUUAAAUUUGGAACUGAACUACAAAACAAAAAACUGUCUUUGCGACAAAUAAAGACAGGAUCAAUCACAGAAUUGAAAGUGACUUGUUUCAGUCAAGAAAAGAAGACUACUUUAUUAACGGUUCUAAGAACUGGACCUUGUUGAGAAAACACACAUAUUUAGUCGAGAAAUAUUGUAAAGACCACAUGUGGGGCAAGAUCCCAGCCAAGCAAGACGUAGGAGAACUUCUUUCAAUAGCCUUGGAAGAGAAUAAUCCCGCAAUGGAAUAUCAAAGGGCGAAACAAAGACAAAGUGCUCAGCGUAAACAUGGAAAUCCAUUUAAAUCUCAUUUAGAACGACCUGGCGUUCAUUUUCCUAGUCCCUCUAUGCGGCAUGGAGAGGAUUGUUCGUCAGCCACUGAAACCAAACUUUCGAGAGAGAAUGUUUCACCCAUUAUUUUCACUGUCCCAAGUAACGCGAACGAAGAAAAAGAGCAAUUGGCAAUUAUUCUAAGAGAGAGCCUUCGACAAACUUCCCGUCUAAUUGGAGAAUUGCAACAACACUGA
This is a messenger RNA of Paramuricea clavata, 6820 nucleotides long. The record is from the annotation of a GenBank genome assembly. Lineage: Eukaryota; Metazoa; Cnidaria; Anthozoa; Malacalcyonacea; Plexauridae.